Molecule: messenger RNA, 714 nt
Organism: Lactuca sativa (garden lettuce)
Lineage: Eukaryota; Viridiplantae; Streptophyta; Magnoliopsida; Asterales; Asteraceae
Product: cytochrome b5
Cellular component (GO): membrane; intracellular membrane-bounded organelle
Molecular function (GO): heme binding
Source: RefSeq, a predicted model, not a curated record
UAUUGGGGAUGUCGUCAUUGGGUCAAAAUGAGGGUGCUCCUAGCUACUCAUGUUUAAAUACCCAAAACCCCAUUCAUGUCUUUCAAUCUGAUUCUAUUCGUUUUGAAUAGAGAGAUACAGUGUGCGUCUGUUGCAAAAGCUUCAUCUCUCUAUCAUUCUAACUGAUAUAGUAAUGGCGCCAGAUCAGAAAACCUUCGUCUUCAGUGAGGUCUCGAAGCACAACAAAACUCUGGAUUGCUGGGUUAUCAUCUCCGGAAAGGUUUUUGAUGUAACUCCAUUUAUGGAAGAUCACCCUGGAGGUAGUGAAGUGCUACUAGCAGCAACUGGUAAAGAUGCUACGAAUGAUUUUGAAGAUGUUGGACACAGUGAAGAAGCUAGAGAUCUGAUGGACAAAUAUUACAUUGGUAAGAUCGACAAAUCAACUGUUCCAGCAAAACGUCAAUACGUUUUAUCUGAAAAUCAGAAUUACAGCUCAAACAAGAGUGGAUUCAUCGUCAAGAUAUUACAGUUUUUGGUGCCUUUUAUGAUUUUGGGAUUAGGUUUUGCAGUCAGAGCUUACACCAAAGAGAAAUCUGAUUGAUUUUAUGUCGUGUAGUUUAAUAAAAAUGCAUCAUUGGAUUAUUCAAAUUACAAUUUAGUGGUGCAAAAAUAUUUUGGGCAAAUUUGUAUUGCAAGAGGCCUUUUGUGAAAAUCAAAAUGUGGUCUUAUAUAUAA